AAAGAUAUCUCUUCUACUUAACCGCAUUCCUUGAAUUAAUUAUUUAAUUAUAAACAAGAUAUGCGCUCUCUCUCUCUCUCUCUCUCUCUUUCAAUUAUAUGUAUAUGUUUAUCCAAAAGAAAUCUAUAUAUGGAUAAAAUGAAAUUAUAUAUUUUCUAAGUUUGGUGGCAAAACAAGGUCAAUCUGUUUUUCAUUAUGACAUUAUGUGUAUUAAUGCAAUGUAAUGUAGGUAGGCAUCAAAUAAGAGUGUAAAUCAAGCAAAGUAGUGUAACUUACAUUCAUAUCCGGAUUAUCUGUUAUUUCUUGAUUUUUCUUCGAUGUUUCUUUGCUUCAUUCACUUUAUACUUUAUAGUUUAUACUUUAUACUAAGUAGUUUGUGAGAUCAAACAAACGUACUCUCAUAAAACAUAUGUACAUGUUUCCAACGUUUUUUAUUAUUUCAAUUUUCUGUUAACAGAAUUAAUUGCUAAUAAUUUGUUAGUACUAAUUAGAUUAGAUAUGAAUCAUCAUUCCAAUUCGGUUCCAAUAACCCUUUAUAACUCCCACAAUUCUCAUCAGUCAUAAUAUCCUUCUUAUCCAUAAACAAAUCUAAUAUUUGUUCAUUUUUAUUUUAAAAAGAAAAAUGUUAACACUCACUUUUUUGUUCUGAAUUAUUCAUGACAAUAUGAUAUGUUUUUUCCCCAUUAUUGUUCCUUCACUCUUCCUUCAAUUUGAUUCUUUCUUUUUCCUUCUCUCCUUUUUUAUUAUAUCUUAUAUGUAUUCAUAUUUGGUUUCCUCAGUUGCAUUGUUUGUUCAGCCAUCAAAGGGAAACAAGUUUCUAAGAAACAACCUUUGUUGUCUGCAUCUGUUUGAUCCUUCUCAGGUAAAUGGCUUCUACAACUAUUCUUUCUGCAUGUUGUUAAUGUGUUUGGUGGGGUUAGGAAAACGUGUUUCAGUACAAUGCUCAGUGAGAAAAUGAGAAAAACAAAGAUUGUUAACAAUAAUAAUGGCACAUGCUGCUGAAUCUAGGUGGCAAUACUGAUAUUCCACUCUGCUGAAUAUAGUUUUGCUUUCCUUAUAUGUUUAACGGGGACAUAAAUUUCGAGUUGUUUUUUGGAUAAGGAUAAAUUAGUUGUACUUGCACACUUGGUCCAUUUCAUUAAUUCAAAGAUUUUUUUUCUUAAUGUUCAUUUAUUUGUUAAGGAUUUUGAUGAAAGUCCGAUCAUGGUUUAUUUAUUUAUUUGUGAAGGUUUCCUAAUGAGUUGAGAAGGAAGGGAGGGGGGUGUUUGAAUCAAGGAAACACAAAUGAUAUUUUACAGUUUAUGCAGACUGAUAAAUCAAUUUGAAUGAACGUAUUUGUACUAAUAUAGGGUGGAUAAGUAAAACAAUAUGACUAUGUUGUUUCUUGCUAAAUCGGUAUAAGCAAUUCAAUCGAUGUUCUGGAUUAGAGUGCUGCAUAAUGUGAGUUGGAGUGUUGUUGCUGCAUAAAUUGAGUUCAUGGUAUUUGAUCUCCACUAAAAUUCUUUCUUUACCUUUUCAUUUCUAUGUUUCUGAUAAAUUAAUCUUUGGUUGCAUAUCAUUGUACUGUGGUAUGAGCAAGAGAAAAAAUGUCAAGUGUAAAGAGAUCUUCAUGAAUUUAACUACAUGAAUUUCAAGUUAUAUAUAUAUAUAGCAAUACUUGUGUGUAAUUUACAUGCUUCUUAAUCUGUAGUUGUAUUUGAAUUUAGAGGAUUUUGCUUGAGUAGUUAACUUGUGUCAUAUAUUUCUGUGGCAUUGUUUCACUCUAUGGUGGUAACUAUUUCUCUUCUAUCUUCACAGGUGCUUGAUCUUCCUUACUCAUUUAUUCGAGAUUCUUUAAGUUUUGGAUAACAUUUCAAAUUUCAGGCUCAAUAACUUGGAACUGGAAAAAAGGAUGGUGGCAAGAUCAUGCAUCAAUUUGUUGGACUUGGUGCCAAGGGAAGUUUUAAAUUUCCCUCAAACUCAUCGAGCUCUUCGGCGAGUUAUGACAGUUCCAAGAACAUUUUCUGAUGUAGAUGGCAAAAGAAGGGAUGAUGAUGAUGAUGAAGCGGAGGAUUAUUCAAAUGCUUUCUCAUCAGAAUGCAACCAAAAGAUAAUCAUAGUAGCAAAUUUUCUUCCAAUCAAUGCUGAAAAGGACAAAAAAACCGGCAGAUGGUGUUUUACUUAUGAUGAAGGUUCUAUUUUGUGGCAGUUAAAAGAUUCUAUCUCUUCUGAAACCGAUGUUUUUUACGUGGGAUCGUUGAAGGCCGAUGUAGAUGCUAGCGAACAAGAGAAUGUUUCUGUUGAGUUGUUGGAGGAGUUCAAUUGUGUGCCUACCUUCAUUCCUUCAGAACUACAGAAACAAUUCUAUCAUGGAUUCUGCAAGCAACAUUUGUGGCCUAUAUUCCAUGACAUGUUGCCAAUGUUUGCUGACUUUCGCAAUGGCUUCGAUCGAUCCUUAUGGCAUGCUUAUGUGUCUGCUAACAAGAUUUUUGCAGAUAAAGUCAUGGAGGUCAUUAAUCCAGAACAGGAUUAUGUGUGGGUUCAUGAUUAUCAUCUUAUGGUUCUUCCAACAUUUCUGCGAAGGCGUUGUAAUAAGAUCAAGCUAGGAUACUUCCUUCAUAGUCCAUUUCCUUCAUCAGAAAUCUAUAGGACUUUACCUGUUAGAGAUGAAAUUUUGAAAGCAUUACUCAAUUCAGAUUUAAUUGGCUUUCAUACAUUUGAUUACGCGCGCCAUUUUCUUUCGUGUUGUAGUCGAAUUCUUGGCUUAAAGUCUGAAUCUAAAAGGGGUUACAUUGAGCUUGAAUACUUUGGCCGUAUAAUAUCCAUUAAAAGUUUGCCAGUGGGGAUUCAUGUGGGUUGGCUUCAAUCUGCAUUAGACCACUCUUCUUCUUUAGUCAAAGCCAGAGAAAUCUACAAGAAAUUUAAGGGUAAGAAACUUGUUCUUGGUGUUGAUGAUAUGGACAUAUUCAAAGGUAUCGGUCUAAAGCUCUUGGCAAUGGAAGAACUCCUUCAGCAGUAUCCGGAAUUUCAGGGUGAACUUGUGCUUGUCCAGAUUGUGAAUCCACCAAGGAGUAACGGCAAAGAUGUCGAGGAAGCGCAGAAGGAGACAUAUAUUACUGCUAAUAGGAUAAACAAAAGGUUUGGUUUUGCCGGUUACCAACCUGUGAUCAUCAUUGAUCAUCCUAUUCCUGUGUAUGAGAAGAUUUCUUACUUUGCUUUGGCAGAUUGUUGCAUUGUGAAUGCGGUAAGAGAUGGUAUGAAUUUGAUUCCAUAUGAGUAUGUAGUGUGUAGGCAGGGGAGUUCUAAAAUGGAUGAAGCUCUAGAACUUGAUCCUGAUUCUCCACAUACAAGUGCACUUGUAGUUUCCGAAUUCAUGGGCUGCUCGCCAUCUCUUAGUAGCGCAAUCCGGGUGAAUCCAUGGGACAUCAAUGGUGUAGCUGAUGCAAUGAAUUUGGCCAUCAAAAUGCCAAGUGAAGAGCAACAGUUGCGACAUGAUAAGCACUAUCGAUAUGUUAAGUCUCAUGAUUUAGCUUACUGGAGCAGAAGUUUUAUGCGGCAUCUAGAACACUCUUGUAAGGAUCAUUUUAGGAAUCAUUGCUGGGGAAUGGGGUUUGGUCUGAGUUUUAGAGUCUUGUCCCUUUCUCCAAGUUUCAGGAAGGUUUCGAAUUACAACAUUGUCUCAGCAUAUAAAAGGACUAGUUGCAGGGCAAUUUUUCUGGAUUAUGAUGGUACAAUUGUGCCUCAUUCCUCCGUUGUUAAACUCCCAAGUGCUGAAGUCAUAGCCAUUCUAAAUAACAUUUGCAAUGACCCUAACAACACAGUGUUUAUAGUAAGUGGCAGAGGAAAAACCACAUUGGGUGAAUGGUUCAAUCAGUGUAAGAAUCUUGGUAUAGCAGCUGAGCAUGGUUAUUUUGUGAGAUGGGGUCAAGAAUCAACUUGGGAAAUGAGUCAUAUUUGUACAAACUUUGUAUGGAAAAGCAUUGCUGAACCUGUGAUGAGAUUGUACACCGAGGCAACGGAAGGCGCCUAUAUAGAGACCAAAGAGAGUGCCUUGGUAUGGCAUUAUCGCGACGCGGAUCCUGAUUUUGGAUCUUGGCAAGCCAAGCAGCUGCUAGAUCACCUUGAUAGUGUUCUUGCAAAUGAGCCUGUAGUUGUUAAGAAAGGAAAGCAUAUCAUUGAAGUAAUGCCACAGGGGAUUACCAAAGGUCUAGUUGCAGAGGAGGUUCUUUCUUCCAUGGCCGAAAAUGGGAAAUCGCCAGAUUUUGUAUUGUGCAUUGGGGAUGACAGGUCUGAUGAAGACAUGUUUGAGAGCUUAUUAACCAAAGCUUAUGGUGGAACAUCUUUGCCAGCACCAGAAAUCUUUUCAUGCACUGUUGGUCAAAAACCAAGUAAAGCUAAGUACUACUUAGAUGAUACAGUGGAUGUGAUGAGGUUGCUCCAAGCUCUUGGUACUUCUUGAGCUAGAAGAAUGGAAGUGUGUUUUGACUUUUGAGGGUGUAGGACGCAUAACAUAGAUAGGUUUAGGGUAUGAUAGUUGUUAACUUGUUUUUAAGCUAGAGAUAUACCUAAUCAUGCUUUAAGAAACUAGUUUCUAAUUCAGAUAGUGAGCAAGUCGAGUAUUAGAAUGUCUGGCUUUGAUUGUUAGGAAACCGCAAAUAGACUCUUUUUUUUUAGCAAUACAUUCGCUUGUUGAUAAUUUAUAUUCAGUUAAACUCAUAAUUCAAUU
Arachis ipaensis is the source of this 4705-nucleotide messenger RNA. The record is from RefSeq and is a predicted model, not a curated record. NCBI's taxonomy places the organism in Eukaryota, Viridiplantae, Streptophyta, Magnoliopsida, Fabales, Fabaceae.